AAUUAAGAUCAAGAUGAAGAUCAACCCAUAAGAAUUAAGAUCAGGUUUUAGAUUGAUUGAUUGAUUGGAAGAACGACGAUCACAUCGAGCCAAAGCGAAGCGAAGCGAAUCAAAUAAUUUAUAAAUGAGUCUCCCUAACGCAACGCACGCUCCCUUGCUUUCCACAUCCGCUUUCUGUCGUCUCUUCGGCCUUUUCAGCUGUCGCUGCCAUAUCCAUUGUUUACGAAACUACAUCCACCACCUCCAUCGAGAAACCGCUUUCAACGCUCUUUUUAAUCUUGUAUGUAUGUGUAUAUUUUAUUAAUAAUUCCGUGGUUCGUGAGCGAGACCUUUUCCGAGAUGGUCACGUUGCGAGCGGCGGGACCGCUGGUUUGUUAUUCCUCAUCCGUCUGUGAAUACCGGCCGUUGAUUUUCCCAUCUUUGGGGAGGUUGAAGCUGGCAAGCGUUGCAGUGAACAAUGCGAUUGGACUGGACCGGAGUUAUCAAGGAUGGGGGUUCUGCUGCGGUGCUGAUGCUUCUGGUAUUUUUAAAGCGUCGACUAACAAUUGCUCUGCGAUUCACGAUAAUGGUUUCCAUGAGAUCUCAACUAGUGGAAAGUCAACAAAUAUUGUAUGGCAUGAUUGUCCCAUCGGGAAGCAACAAAGAGAAAAGUUGAUUCAACAAAAAGGCUGUGUCAUAUGGAUAACUGGUCUCAGUGGUUCAGGAAAAAGCACUUUGGCAUGUGCAUUAAGCCAAGGCUUACAUGCAAGAAGAAAACUGACCUACAUCCUUGAUGGUGACAAUAUUAGGCAUGGUCUAAACAGUGAUCUUAGUUUUGAACCCGAAGAUCGUGCAGAAAACAUACGGAGAAUUGGUGAAGUAGCAAGGCUCUUUGCAGAUGCUGGGAUUAUUUGUAUAGCUAGUUUAAUAUCCCCUUUCCGGAAGGACAGAGAUGCCUGUCGUGCUCUGUUGGCAGAAGGUGAUUUCAUUGAGGUUUUUCUUGAUGUGCCUCUUAAUGUAUGUGAAGCCAGGGACCCAAAGGGUCUGUAUAAACUGUCUAGAGCUGGAAAGAUACAAGGAUUCACAGGGAUAGAUGAUCCAUAUGAACAACCAUUAAAUUGCGAGAUUGUAUUACAAUACAAAGAAGGGAUCUGCUCAUCACCAAAUGACAUGGCGGAAACAAUGAUUUCAUAUUUAGAUGAGAGAGGGUACCUGCAAGCCUAACAGGAGGAAGGUGGUGGUACUUUCUUGUUAUUCGUUUGGCAGGAGAUGUAGUAAAUUACUCCCCUUAUUUCUCGCUGCUAGGAAACAUCUCGUUUCCUUCAGUCUCUGCUUUCCAAUUCUUGGGUCAUUUAGCAAUCUGCUUCCGAAUAAGGCUAAAAGCACGAGGAAGAGGAUGUGUGUGUGCUUAUUAUUUUCCAAAACCUUACUUUCCUUUGAAGUUUCAAGUUCGUAUUAAUUUGUUUAAAUUCGACUCUAGUAUUUUGAUAAGCGAAGAUGUAUUUCUCUAGGGAGUAUUUCAAAUAUUAGAGAUUAAAGUGGAUUGGAUCAAAAAUUUGCUCAAGGAAUUUUUAGAUGCAUCUAGUUUAAAGCAAUACGAGAAUGACGAAAAGGUGGUUCUCAAAGAGCUCCUUUUUCGUAUCGUUGGA
Messenger RNA from Momordica charantia (bitter melon), 1628 nucleotides. RefSeq names its product adenosine-5'-phosphosulfate (APS) kinase 4 (gene APK4). The record is from RefSeq and is a predicted model, not a curated record. Gene Ontology annotation, biological process: sulfate assimilation. NCBI's taxonomy places the organism in Eukaryota, Viridiplantae, Streptophyta, Magnoliopsida, Cucurbitales, Cucurbitaceae. Gene Ontology annotation, molecular function: adenylylsulfate kinase activity; ATP binding.